AAAAAAAAAACCUAGUAUAAGUAGAGGUUUCCGGAGUUCUUGCCUUUGGAGUUCACAAAGGUUACUGGGCUAGCUUCUGCAUGUAAAAGGAACAGGGUAUUGGAAAUGGGAUUUCUGGAUCUCUUCACGGUGGCAGUGAUGCCAGUUCUGAAAGUAAUAUUGGUUACUGGUGUUGGUUUGUUCCUUGCUUUGGAUCGCAUAAAUUUAUUGGGGUCAGAGGCAAGACACCAUUUGAACAACAUAGUGUUUUAUGUGUUGGGUCCUGCACUCGUCGCCAGCAACUUGGCUGAAACCAUCACUUUCGAAAGUUUUGUUACCUUGUGGUUCAUGCCAGUGAAUAUUUUUAUAACGUUCAUAUUUGGCUCAGCACUGGCUUGGCUUCUCAUAAAAAUCACUAAAACUCCCAGACACCUUCAGGGCAUGGUCAUCGGUUGCUGUUCUGCAGGAAAUAUGGGGAACCUGCUUCUCAUUAUGAUUCCAGCAGCCUGUGAGGAGUCAAAUAAUCCCUUUGGAGAUUCAUCUGUUUGCUCUACACAUGCUGAGGCUUAUGCUUCACUAUCUAUGGCGGUAGGAGCCAUUUUUAUAUGGUCAUAUGUGUAUAGUGUCAUGCGCAUGUAUUCAGCCAUAAGCCUGAAUUCACCCAGAGACAACUCUGGGUCUGAAACAUUUUCGGAGAGUUGUGAAGGUUUUCUACCUAUAAUGGAUUGCCACAGUUCUGACGACUACACAGCGCAAGAUGAACUGCUUCUCAACACGUCUGCAGGAGGAAAGAUACCGAUUUUCAAGCGCAUUAAGAUGAUUAUGGGAAAGAUUGACCUGAAGAAGGUGUUUGCACCAACAGCAAUUGCAGCGAUUGUCGGCUUUAUCAUCGGCAUAGUCUCUCCAAUCAGAAAACUAAUGAUUGGUGAAAACGCUCCUCUUCAUGUAAUUGAUACUUCUGCAUAUUUGUUGGGGCAGGCAGCAAUUCCAUGCUUGACUUUGAUACUGGGGGCAAACCUUCUGAGAGGUCUAAAAGGAUCAAAUGUAAGUAUAUCUGUCAUUGUUGGAAUUCUAGCAGUGAGGAACAUGUUCUUGCCUCUCUUGGGGAUUGGUGUUGUUAAAGUUGCAAACCGUUUCGGCAUGGUUGGAUCAGAUACAUUAUAUCAAUUUGUUCUUAUGCUUCAGUAUGCCGUUCCGCCUGCAACGGCUGUAGGUACAAUAACACAGUUUUUUCGGCUUGGUCAGAGUGAAAGUUCUGUGAUUAUGCUAUGGACUUAUGCCAUGGCUUCAUUCUCCCUCACACUUUGGUCAACCUUGUUCAUGUGGCUUCUGGCUUGAUUUGUUGUUAAUAUUUUUUCCCUCUAACUUCUGUCACCAUAUAACAGAUAACACCGCAAGGUCAAAAUAGUAGAAAUGUUAGCUUAAUUUGUUUUGCUUCCAAGUAUGCUGUAGGAGUUUGAAGCUCUGAGUUUCACAGUGGUGAAUGCAAUAUAUGUCUAUCAAGGAAUAUGAAGACAACCCUUUAUUGA
This is a messenger RNA of Theobroma umbraticum, 1508 nucleotides long. RefSeq names its product protein PIN-LIKES 3-like. Gene Ontology annotation, biological process: endoplasmic reticulum to cytosol auxin transport. Lineage: Eukaryota; Viridiplantae; Streptophyta; Magnoliopsida; Malvales; Malvaceae. Gene Ontology annotation, cellular component: membrane. The record is from RefSeq and is a predicted model, not a curated record.